AUGGGGGCAGAAGCUAUUGAAGCAGGAAAUGUUCGUUUUGCUUCAUUAGUUGCACUCAGGCUCAAGGAUAUCCUAUCUGAUCAAGAAAAUGGUGACAAUCCAUUGGAUAGCCUUCCAAAUGCUGCAGGAGCUGUCACCAUAUGUGAAGUUCGCGCAUUUCACAGCCAACCAGGCAAUCCUGGAGGCAACGAAGGUCAUCAGGAGAUUCAUGUUAUCGAUUUUGACGUCAUGGAAGGAAUUCAAUGGCCUUCUUUGAUGGUUGACCUUGCUGCUAGAGAAGACGCAUCUCUUAGGAUAACUGCUAUUGCUGGUGACAAAAGAAGUUCAUGCAAUAUUCAACAAACAGGUUUUAGAUUACAAGAUUUCGCAAAUUCAAUCAAUCUUUCUUUCUCCUUUGACCAAGUUCUGGUAACGAAAGAAGAAGAUUUCGAAGAGAUCAAAGUAGGGCAUACCCUGAUAGCUAAUUGUAUGAUUAAUCAGCUUCAUAUGCCUUACAGAGAAAGCUCAUUGGUCAAAACAUUUUUCAACGGUUUGAGGAAACUGUCCCCAAAGAUAUUGGUUUUAGUCCAAGAAGAGUUAUUCAGCUUCUCUAAAGCUCCAUCUACAUCAUUUGCGGAGUUCUUUUGUGAGGCCUUAGAUCAUUACACAGCACUCUCUGAUUCACUCCGGAGUGGUUUUUGUGCAGGUUACAAAUUAGCAUUAAAGAUCAUAGAGAAGGAGUUCUUGAGAAUGAGAAUUUUGGAUAGUGUGAAACAUUUUCCUUGUGGGAUCAUGGGAAAUGAAAGUAACAUGUUGCCAGAUUAUCCUUCUAUGAAUGGAUUCAGGCCAAUUCCUACGAGUUCCUGUAAUGUUACUCAAGCAAAGCAUUUAAUCAGUUUGUUUAAUGGGGGUUACUGGGUGCAAAAUGAACAGUGCAAGUUAACAUUAUGUUGGAAAUCAAGACCUUUGACCACCGCUUCCAUUUGGGUGCCGACAGCAUCAAGCAACACUAGUCUUGCUAGGUCAACUUCUUUUUAA
Molecule: messenger RNA, 1017 nt
Organism: Coffea arabica (coffee)
Lineage: Eukaryota; Viridiplantae; Streptophyta; Magnoliopsida; Gentianales; Rubiaceae
Source: RefSeq, a predicted model, not a curated record